Molecule: messenger RNA, 1812 nt
Organism: Bipolaris oryzae ATCC 44560
Lineage: Eukaryota; Fungi; Ascomycota; Dothideomycetes; Pleosporales; Pleosporaceae
Exons: 1
Coding region: 1-1812 (603 amino acids)
Biological process (GO): fluoride transmembrane transport
Cellular component (GO): membrane
Molecular function (GO): fluoride transmembrane transporter activity
Source: RefSeq, a predicted model, not a curated record
AUGGCGGACCAUGCUGCAAACACAGCAGCAGCCGACGACUACGACGAUGUUCCUACUAAGCGCCAGUCUCACUACAACAAUCAGCGAUCGUCGCUGCGCUCGUCGCUCAUCUUGGAAGAGCCAUCCGCCGGCCCGCGACAACAACCCUGGUCCCCCAACGAUGCCGCGCGACUCGACUUCGAUCUCGACUCGGGCAUCCCACCCUCAGCCUACGACGACAUUGAGCCCUCACCGCUAUCUGCCAGGUCAACCGCCUCGCCUGCGCCCAACGUACCAUAUACGCGUCAGCGCCAGCGCACCGACAGCACCUCGAGGUGGAAGGACAAGAACUCGAGCAAGCGCACGUCGCGAAGCACCGCUGAUUCCAGGCUCGACAAGUCGCACGACCCAGACGACGCCCUAGUGCCAGGCUCCUGGCUGCACGUCUUCAACGAGGCUGCCCAAUCGCCCACUCUACCUGCAGCAUUCCACAGGCCAAAAACGCGAGGACAGAGCGGCAAGGCCGACGCCGAGCCCGCAAACUCGUCGCUGCCACAGGUUCAGCCAUCAGCAAGACUUGCAGUCCCGCAAGAGCGUCCGAUACACGGUUCACCGUCGGCUUCGCAAGUGAGCAUCACCGCCCUCCCUAGCAUGGUGUCUGGGAAGGAAGAAGACUAUGCCGGUCUCUAUGUACGUUCGAAGCCCACACCAGGAGCACGGAGAGCAUCUCAGAUCGCGACAGAGCUGUACACAGUCUCUUACUUGAUAUUCUUUUCCAUCUGGGGAACAUUAGCGCGGGUCGGCCUCCAAGCCCUCACUUUCUACUCCGGCACACCCCUGACCUUCUCCGAACUAUGGGCCAAUGUCGCCGGCACAUUAAUAAUGGGCUUCCUAGCAGAAGACCGUCGUCUUUUUGCUGCAGAAUGGGGAAAUCGGGGGCAAGGCCUGCCAGAGCCCUCGGAUGAACCCGCACUCCAACAGGCCGACAAAGCGUGCCACGGAAAGGUGAAGAAGACGAUCCCAAUGUACAUUGGCCUUGCAACUGGCUUCUGUGGCUCGUUUACAAGCUUCUCAAGCUUUAUUCGCGACGUCUUUUUAUCGCUAUCCAACGAUCUCAAGGCGCCCAUCAGCCAUCCGUAUCCUGCGAACACCCCGCUUCCUCCGACAGGCAAUCUUUUACCCAGGAACGGUGGAUACUCUUUCCUGGCUCUGUGCGCUACCAUUAUCAUCACGAUAGCUACGUGUUACUGUGCGCUGCAUGUUGGCGCGCAUAUAGCCCUUGGGCUAGAUCGCUUCACGCCGACACUGCCCUUCCGCGCCACGCGCCGUAUCAUCGACCCGAUUUUUGUUGUUUUGGGCUGGGGCGUAUGGCUUGGAGCGAUCAUCAUGGCUGCUGUUCCACCAAACGACGCGUGGCGUAGUCAAGCUCUCUUUGCUUGUGUUUUCGCGCCUAUUGGAUGUCUCCUCCGGUACUACAUUUCCAUGUACCUGAAUCCGAUCAACUCGUCUUUUCCCGUUGGCACCUUUACCGUCAACAUAUUCGGUACCGCGGUCAUUGGCAUGGCGUACGAUUUGCAACAUGUAUCGCUCAGCACCACGGGGCUUGUUGGUGGAGGUAUCGUAGGCUGUCAGGUGCUGCAGGGUAUCAUGGACGGCUUCUGCGGCUGCCUGACUACUGUAUCAACUUGGAUUGUCGAAAUUGAUGCUUUGAAGCGGAAAGCUGCGUACGUGUACGCUAGUCUGAGUGUUGUGACGGCGUUCUCGUUGUUACUUAUUAUUAUGGGGAGUGUAAGAUGGACCGUGGGAUGGGAGGUCAUUUUGUGCAAGACUUAG